Molecule: messenger RNA, 1386 nt
Organism: Xylaria bambusicola
Lineage: Eukaryota; Fungi; Ascomycota; Sordariomycetes; Xylariales; Xylariaceae
Product: family 28 glycosyl hydrolase
Exons: 4
Coding region: 1-1386 (461 amino acids)
Biological process (GO): carbohydrate metabolic process
Molecular function (GO): polygalacturonase activity
Source: RefSeq, a predicted model, not a curated record
AUGCGUUCCUCGAAUCUUAUUACGCUGCUCUCGGCCGUUGCCGGUGUGGUUGCCAGCCAUGUUGAGCUACCAGCCAACAUGCCACGAAGUAUCGAAGAGUUUCGAGAGAAGCAUCCAUACAAGACAAAAAGGUCGUGCAAGGACGGUCACCGACCAGUCGUCAAGAUUCGAUCUUCCAGAAAUGAUACAGAUGACGUCUCCGACGAGUUCAAAGCUGGCCUAAAGAAGGCAAACCAUGGCGGUACUCUAUACCUGCCUAAGAACAAGCUGUUUGUUAUAGGCAAGCCGCUUGAUCUGACUUUCCUCGACGACGUUCAAGUGCAUUGGGAUGGCGAGGUCAAGUUCACCAACGACACCCCAUACUGGCAAGCCAAUGCUUUCACACAUCCUUUCCAGAACAGCUUGAUGUUCUGGAAAUGGGGCGGCAAGGAUAUCAAAAUCUACGGAGACGGCGUUCUAAACGGGAACGGUCAGCGAUGGUGGAACGAAUUUGCUGGUCUCGAGAUUCUAGACCCAGACAACGAAUAUCUUCGACCGAUUCUGUUCUACGCCGAGAACACCACCAACUUCGCAAUGGAAGGUAUUCAUGAGAAGGACUCACCCUGCUGGACCAACUUUAUCGUGACAUCGAAGGGUAUCUCGUUCACCGACGUCGUGGUCACGGCCCAGUCCAACAAUGCUACAUCUCGGCCUAAAAACACCGACUUCUUCGACUCGUUGAACGUCGAAGAUGUCACUGUCAAGCGGGCGUGGAUCAACAUUGGGGACGACUGCUUUUCCCCGAAGUCCAAUGCCUCUAAUAUCCAUGUGGACACAAUGUACUGCAAUGGCACCCACGGACAGUCCAUUGGCUCGCUAGGCCAAUAUGCGGGAGAGAUGAGCUUUGUCAAGGAUGUCGUUAUCGAGAACGUCUGGAUGCUCAAUGGCCAACAUGGUGCCCGACUUAAGACCUGGGCUGGUCCAGACAUUGGAUAUGGUUUCAUUGAUAACGUGACCUUCAGAAACUUUUACCAGGCGAACAAUGAGUACUCUGCCUUCAUCGAUUCAUGUUAUUUUAAUAUCGACACCGACACCUGCGCCAAGUAUCCGUCGCAAAUGAAUAUAACCAAUAUCGUUUUCGAGAAUUUCUCAGGCUACACGAGCGGUAAAUACGGCCUCGCUGUCGCCAGCCUGACGUGUUCAACGAACCCCGACGCGGUAUGCGAGAAUAUCACGUUCAAGAACUUCACCGUCACGUCCCCGUGCAAGGGGGAUCCCGUCAUUAUAUGCGAUGGCAUCAAGGGCGACACGGGAAUAGGCUGUGUCAGCUCCAACAGUACCAAGGCUAUCUCUGCACUGUCGAAGACAUGCAAGGUUCCCCUGGCGACUGUGAGCCCAAAUUUCUGA